Molecule: messenger RNA, 1716 nt
Organism: Penicillium angulare
Lineage: Eukaryota; Fungi; Ascomycota; Eurotiomycetes; Eurotiales; Aspergillaceae
Exons: 1
Coding region: 1-1716 (571 amino acids)
Source: RefSeq, a predicted model, not a curated record
AUGCGCUACUCUCUGAUUAACGGUCUUCUCAUGUUGGCUAUCUCGCCAUUGACCUCUCUCGCCCUCCCGGUCGACCCCAAUGAUCAGUCUGGUGUUUGGGACCCAAGUGGCCAAUACCGAAAAGGUCAUUAUGUGAACGGUCAAUUCAUUCCCGACGCUGGCUCCGAAUACAACAAUGGCCAGUGGAACAACGGCCAAAGCCAGAACGGUCAAUACAACAACGGCCAGUGGAACAAUGGUCAAUACCAGAAUGGUCAAUAUAACAAUGACGAGAACAACAAUGGAGAAUAUAACAACGGAGAGUAUAACAACGGCGAGAGCACCUACCAGCGCCGUGGUCUGAUUGAGCGCCCCUUCGGCAACGCCCGCCACCACGUUGGUGUUCCCGGCGUCGGCGUCCCUGGUGUUAAUGUUCCUGGCAUCCAUGCCCGCACCUGGCCUUUCACUAACAAUAACAACAACAACAACGGUCAAUGGAACAACCAGAACAACCAGCAGGGUGGAUGGACCGACGCUAACGGCCAGUGGCACUCAAACAACAACCAGAAUGGCUGGACUGAUGCCAAUGGUCAGUGGCAGUCCAACAACAACCAGAAUGGCUGGACCGAUGCCAACGGACAGUGGCAUGCCAAUGCUAAGCGUGGUUUUCCUGGAGUCCCCGGCGUUCCUGGCGUUCCUGGCAUCCCUGCCGUCCCUGGUGUCCCCAACGCUGGUGCUGCCAACCUCGGUGCUGGUACCCCCGGUGUCCCCGGAGCCCCUGGUGCUCCCGCCGCUGGAACUGGCGCUGGUAACCCCGGUGCUUUGAAUGGAGCCACCGGUACCACCGGUACAAACAGACUGAACAACCCUGCUACUCAAUCCGAGGGAGUCAAUGGUCUUCACGCCCGCUGGAACCGCCCAGAUGACUACAACAACAACGGUUACAACGAUGAGUACAACAAUGACUACAACAACAACAACAAUUACAACAACAACGGCGAGAAUGAGAGUGAGCGUGAACGCGAGCGCGAGCAAGACCGCGAGGAGGACCGCCAGGAUGCCCACGACGCCACUCAGGCCGCUACCUCUGUCAUCUCUAACUUGAAGGCCCGCUACAUCCCUGAUGAGUACAACGACAACUACGACUACAGCGAUGAUGGUAACCGUCGCCACCACCACGAGACUGCGAAGGAGCGCGAAGAAGACCGCAAGGAUGCCGCUGAUAUCACUGGCUCCGUCCUUGGAAAUCUGAAGGCCCGCUACAUCCCUGAUGAGUACAACGACAACUACGACUACAGCGAUGAUGGCAACCGUCACCACCACCACGAGACUGCGAAGGAGCGCGAAGAAGACCGCAAGGAUGCCGCUGAUAUCACUGGCUCCGUCCUUGGAAACCUGAAGGCCCGCAACGUCCCCGGUGAGCAGUACGGCAACGAUGUUUACCGCAACGAGAACCAGGAUGGCGAGCGUGAGCACAACGGACUCCAGGGUACCGCUACCGAGGCUCUCGAUGCUGCUCCUUCCGUUGUUACCAAGCGCUGGUGGCCUUUCCACCACUGGAACAACAACAACGAUAACAGCAACAACAACAACAACAACAACAACAACAACAAUGACAACUACGGAUACCAGGACAAGUGCAAGAACGGUGACUGGAACGACCGCUCCGGCUGGGACUGCCGCCACGACUGGGAUGCCAACCGUCAGGCUACCCCCACUCCCCGUGUUUGGGCUUAG